This is a messenger RNA of Pelodiscus sinensis (Chinese soft-shelled turtle), 2017 nucleotides long. RefSeq names its product chromosome 15 C16orf89 homolog (gene C15H16orf89). Gene Ontology annotation, cellular component: cytosol; membrane. The record is from RefSeq and is a predicted model, not a curated record. NCBI's taxonomy places the organism in Eukaryota, Metazoa, Chordata, Testudines, Trionychidae.
GUCUGUAUUUGGAGAUAAUUUUCUUUUUCCCAUAUCCCCAUUAUUUAUCAACUGACUUCAAUAAAAUUUGAAAUUGAGUCAGUUUUUGUUUGGUGGCCCCUCAUAUUGUGAGGCUGUAAACAGUCACUUAGUUAUGCCUUAAUCUGGCACAUACUUUCAGUCUUCUGUUGUCAGCGGCACAGACUGUUCACUGCUUCGCCAUCUCCUUGCGCAAGGACAAAGCCUUCAUCCUUUUUGUGGGUUUCAAGCAAUAAGAAUUUGCCCUGAGUUAAAACAAGUCCAGAUUUUGACCCAUUGGAAAAUAUUUCCAAGUACAUUAAAAGGAACCCGAGAUGUGCUCCAGAGUGACUGCUUAAACUGGCCCCGCAUCUGUACACUGAUACCACAGCACACUUAAAUAGUUAAUCUGAGGGAGGGAAAAAUGCCAGUCGCCCAACACAGGAACAGCUGUGAACACCUGACAGCUCUGAGUUGCACAAUCUUCUCCAAGCAAACUAGCAAAGCAGAAAUGUCGUUCCCUGUCUUUUUGCUGCUGAUCUUUCUCUUAAAGUCCAAUCUGUCAAAAAGUGAGGCUGAUUCAAGGAGCAUUAUCAUUUCUGCUCUUGAAAAUGCAACUGUCUUCCUGGAAAAUAAACAAAGGGACAUCAAUUUAGACGGAGUGUUUGGAUUUCAUAUUUUGCAAGUUCAUUUGAAAGGAGCCCUGGAGAAAUGGCCCUCAGAACGUGAAUUACUGUCUCAGCAGGCCCAAGUCAAAAGGCUGGUGAAGAAGUUGUCUUCUCUGACUGAAAAAGCAGCUCUUUCUUUUGGGCACAGCGACCCAGAGUAUUUCAAAGAAUUUCAACCAACCCUAGAACUACAUUUUUGGAUUCUUCCUCAUUUGUGGAACCAAACAGACUCUUCUUUUGCAUACUCUGCAUUUGACAACAUCAAUUGCUUUACAGAGGAAAUGAGUGAUAAAUGCUUUGCAUAUUUGCUUGGAACUUGGAAAUAUAAUGGCAGUUCCUGCAUUGUCACCAAGGCCUGUAGGAAAAUCAUGACAAUGUCUGGAUGCUCAGAUUAUUGCCUGUCACAUCAGCUUUUCUACUUUUUGUUUGCAGAUGCGAAAGGAUGCUCAGAUCGUCUGUUCCAGAGAUCCCAAUAUUACAAGAAUAUUUUCUGUGCUAGCAUGAUGAAAAUAAACCUGAUGAUCGAAAGCAAUGGGUUCCAGUUUCCCUCUCGAGACCUCUUUAUGGAAAAUAUUAUGCUCUGUGGUAUGGCUGGAUUCUCUGACUUCUACAAACCCAGCUGGCUGGAGACCAUUCUCACAUGGCAGAAGCCUGAGGAGGGAUGCUUUGGAAAGUCCAGUGAGAUUUUUGAACACCCACCCAGGGUAAAGAACCAAGAGCGGCUAUUGCGAAGAGUUAAAAGAAGAGAGAAGGUCUUUGCAGAUGGAUGUUCCUCUCAUACCACAGGUGUGGCGGUAGGAGUCCUUGGAGGAUUCCUCUACUACUACUGAAAAUGCCAAUAUGUUACAGACGAUCAGCUUGGACUGUCCCAUACGCAGAUCAGCGAUUGAUUAGUCCCAGAACAAUACGAGCUCCAGUUAUAGCAUUAAAUAGGGAGUCGUCUUUACAAAGAAAAUCUACCCCUGCAACACACAGAGCAACUCCAUUAUGGUAGCUGAGUCAGACUAGUGCAGUGGUGGCCAACCCAAAGCUCGUGAGCUGCAUGCGGCUCUGCAAAGAAAAAAUUGCAACUCCCACACCUGCACCCAUGGCUCUGAAAGGGGCAGCGUGUUCUAUCUGAAAGAGACAGAGCUGGAGUUAUGGAGUGCAGACUUCAAAAUGGCCACCUUCAAAGGGCAAUGCUCUGCUUUUAAAAAGGCUUUUUUUUUGUGCUUGACAAUUUUUUCCCUCGGCUCUUUGCACUGUAUCCAUUGCUAUUUUGGCUUUUCGUCUGGCCACUCCUGGAUUAGUGCUAAUUUGGCAGCAAGAUGGGCUUUUUUACGGGCAGGUUUUCAAACCUAUAAUGGGUCAGG